Molecule: messenger RNA, 693 nt
Organism: Scomber japonicus (chub mackerel)
Lineage: Eukaryota; Metazoa; Chordata; Actinopteri; Scombriformes; Scombridae
Gene: bricd5
Product: BRICHOS domain containing 5
Exons: 6
Coding region: 1-693 (230 amino acids)
Biological process (GO): regulation of cell population proliferation
Source: RefSeq, a predicted model, not a curated record
AUGGUGAGGUGUUGGAAACAUUCGGAAGACCAUUUGGAGGAAGCACAGUGCACGGAUGGGGGCCCUGCCGCAUCCCCCCGCUUCCCACACAAGGCCUUCUGGGUCAGCCUCUCAGCCUGUCUGCUCCUGGUUAUCAUUGCCCUUGGUCUGACGGGGCACUUCGGGUUAUCCCAACCCCAAACUCGGUCUUUACAGAUUGUCCGAAUCACAGCUCUAGAUCAGACGGGAGCUCUCGUCAAUCAGUCGGCAGUCGUGGAUCGGCAGAACGACCUGGUGACCUUUUCUGUGACCUCCCCGGCAAACCAAACGUCCACUGUGCUUUUUGAUAUCAAACAUGGCUUGAUAUGCUACAAACCUACUGACCAGGACAGCUGCUUCCUGCGAAACAUGGAAACGUCCGACUAUAAGAACGUGCACUCCCUCCUGCGCGAGUCAAUACACGAGCAGAGUCAGUUCCAGCUGUAUGGGAAUGAGACGCAGAGGCAGACAGAGUUCCUGGGGGUUCUGGCAGCCAGUCAGGUGGACAUAACCACCCUGGAGGACCCUCUACAGGCUCUGUGUCAAGACAGGAGCGUCCACUGGACCAGGAGGGCCGAGGGCCCGGGGAAACAGAGACUGGUCUACUUCUGCAUCGACAUCUGCUUUCCCAGCAACAUCUGCGUGUCUGUGUGUUUCUACUACCUGCCAGAGUGA